This is a messenger RNA of Lentinula edodes (shiitake mushroom), 2331 nucleotides long. RefSeq lists its product as uncharacterized. The record is from RefSeq and is a predicted model, not a curated record. The coding region runs from base 1 to 2331 and encodes 776 amino acids. NCBI's taxonomy places the organism in Eukaryota, Fungi, Basidiomycota, Agaricomycetes, Agaricales, Omphalotaceae. The transcript is spliced from 2 exons.
AUGAAGCAGGACGGUAUUGUCACCGAUGAGACUCGUGAUAUCUCCCUCGACCUUGUAGCCAUUGAGGAAGUCCCAGCAAACAAAGUGACGCGAGUUUUCAAACGGAUCGCUGCUGUGUUCGGAAUUGAUAUUGAAGGGGAGGUUUCGAGGCGAACAGUGAGUCGGAUUACGAAGGAGGGAGGUGUUGCCUCAAAAUUGCAGAUUGGACAAGCAGUACUUGACUCGAGUAGCAAAGGGGUCACUAUAUCCAGCGAUGGGACCACUCACAAGAAUGAAACCUACGAAACCAAACACGCAACAGUUAUCCAAGCUGACCAGAAGCUCCAAUUCUUCCUUGGGCUGAAGAUGGCCAUAAACCACACUAGCGAAACCCAGUUAGGAUGUUGGAUCGAGACUUUCGAAGAUAUAUUCCACUUACUCUUUGAGAGUGGAAUGUGUUCGGAGGACGAUGCCCGUAUCUUCUGGAACCUUGUCACUGGCUUCCACUCUGACCAUGCUGCAGACCAGAGGAAACUUUUCGAGCUGCUCAGGAGGUGGAAAGAAAAAUGUGACCGUGAAGUACGUGGAGAACGAGCAAUGAAACGGCUCACUGACCUGGAAUAUGCAUGCCUAAUUUUCCAAGGCUCGCAAACACUUGUACAACAGGUUGGCGGACCAGCUACCUGGGAAGCACUCACUACUACAGAAUGUUCGCGUUGUCUUGAAGCUAUGCGGAACCAGAUUAUACAUGACAUGGGAGAAGCCGAAUAUGCAAAACUUUCGGAAGCAGAGAAGGCUGAGGUUGACUUCUUUCUAUGGGCUGGGUGCUGCAUGCACAAGGAAAUGAAUGCCUUCAAGGGUGGGUGCAUUGGUUUAGACGAGUUUUGGAAGCAGCAUCCAGAGCUCGAUCCACCAAAGCUCCUACCAAAUCGUGAUAAUGCUGCCGCUAUCAGUAAAGCUACAGGAACCGAGGCGGCUGAUCGAGCCCUUGAACGUUCGGAACGAGGAGCUAUCAAAGUAGCCAGUCUGGCGGGGGCGAUUUUUCGACACAAGGAUGGAAAACGGGGACAACAGGACAUGUUGCGAUUCUUCUUUGACCAUAAGCUCGGUUUCAAUAUAUCCUUCCCAGACACAUCGAACACGCGUUUCCAGUCCCACGCAGAAGCUUGUGCUGUAAUCAUUACUUACUUGGACCUAUUCAUUGAGUUCCUCACAUACGUGAAGCAGAACAAGGGAUCUGGAAAGCUAAACCACAUGGAACAGAAUGUAUUCGAUGGUCUCCAAGAUAUCCCGACGCGUCAUGAAUUCAUUGCCAUCACUCUCUACUGGCUUGCCAUCAGUGUCCCCUACAUGCGCGAGAUAAGAGGUCCAUAUGCUACCGAAGAUAAUGUACUCAAGCUCGGGCCUCUCCAUCAACGCGUAAUUGACCACAUCGACACGUUGAUAAAACAUCCGGAAUAUCUGAUUGGACCAAACGCGUCAGCUGAGAUGGGUUCCCUUGAUGGACGCGCUUGGGAACGACCUGAAGCGUUUUACGCAUCUCAAAAAUAUGCACCCAAUCUUCCUCAUUCGAAGGAUGUUCUUAUACACUUCCUUAAGAGUGCCCGAAUACUUUGGGUUCGUUUCAGUGCUGAACUUCUUCCCGGUGGUGCUCUUGCCAAUGCUACACCUGAGCAGAUAGAGAGUGCUUGGAUGGAGAAGACUAAUGAUCUGAAUGAAGCUGAUUUUGGGAUGUAUCGACAGGCUGCGCGUGCUACACCAACCAUUUCUCUUGCUCAGUACAACGCACGAAAGAUGUUCAAACUCAAUCAGACUGCUGAAUUCCUUCACAGUCUUAGUCCCGAAAUGCGGCAAUGGCUUCGAAAAAUCACACGCACUCAGGAUGCUUCAGGGUCUAGCCGCCAGCAGCGAAUUCAGCUCGCGGAAUAUCGCCAGCAGGUUGCGGAGGACAAGACACAAAAGCAGCAGGAACGGAUGGAGAGACACAGGAAAGCUGCACGCGAAAUCGACGCGAUUUCACCAAUCCAGACGGUAACCGAGCUUGAUUUUCGCACUUCAUUGGCAGUUGGAUCGAGUGGAUAUCUCACUGUACCGGAAAUCACGAAGCAACUGAAAUGGCAUAAGAUUCAUGGUGUCAAAGAAGCUAUUACUACGGUUGAGAGUAAGUGGGGCAAUCGGACUGAGAAACUGAAACUUCUUCACUCUUGCAUAGAGAAAUUUGUGGAUGCUCGAGCCUCUAUUGUGCUUUCCGAAGGACCAAGGGAAGAGGAGGAAGAUCCCGAGGUCACUGUGCAGGAUUUGAAUGACUUUGACUCAGAUGGAUAUGAUUCAGAGGAAGAUUAUUAUAAGUAG